This is a messenger RNA of Miscanthus lutarioriparius, 513 nucleotides long. NCBI's taxonomy places the organism in Eukaryota, Viridiplantae, Streptophyta, Magnoliopsida, Poales, Poaceae. The record is from the annotation of a GenBank genome assembly.
AUGUCGACCACCCUGCAGCUCCGCACCAACGGCGACGACAUUGCCGUCUCGAUCGGCAUAAGCCCGAGCGAAGCUGCGGGUGCUGCAGGCGGCGGCAACUCCAUGCAGCUCCAGCGCUGGCUGUGCCGCACCAACGGCGACGACAUGGCCUUCUCGAUCGGCAUAAGCCCGAGCGAAGCUGCGGGUGCUGCAGGCGGCGGCAACUCCAUGCAGCUCCAGCGCUGGCUGUGCUCAUCGGGCUUGGCCACGCUGAUCAUGGAUGCGGCCACCGCAUUCUACAGAUCGCCCCACGGAGUGGUCUUCGAGCAGCACAGGUUUGCUUACUACGCCACCCUCGCCGGAAUUUUCGCUGCCGGGCUUGGCGAAGUCGGUACGGCCUGCUGGCUGGCCAGCUCCGGCCAGCAAGGCCGAGGCCGCAGUCGGGCGUUCAGAGCGGGCGUCGUCUGCGCCUCCGUCGUGCCUCUCGUUGCCAUCAUCGCACUCGGUGGAUUCUCCGUCGUCACGAAGGACUAA